Molecule: messenger RNA, 871 nt
Organism: Octodon degus (degu)
Lineage: Eukaryota; Metazoa; Chordata; Mammalia; Rodentia; Octodontidae
Gene: Ube2l6
Product: ubiquitin conjugating enzyme E2 L6
Exons: 4
Coding region: 62-523 (153 amino acids)
Source: RefSeq, a predicted model, not a curated record
CGCCCACUCGUGAUCAUACGGGGCGGAGUGGGACGGGCUGCGAAACUGGCACAGGUCCGCGAUGUCUGCGAGCAAGCGAGCGGCGAAGGACCUGGAAGAUCUGAAACGAGAGGCACCCUCUUACCUGCGGGACCUGUGCACAGAAAGGGCCAAUGUCCUGGUGUGGCAUGUGCUCCUCCUGCCGACGCAGGCUCCUUAUAACCUCAGGGCCUUCCGCCUGCGCCUGGACUUCCCCAAGGACUACCCCUUCCGGCCCCCCACGGUGACCUUCAUCACCAAGAUCUACCACCCCAACGUGGAUGAGCAGGGCCGGACCUGCCUGCCGCUCCUCAGCAGGGAGCACUGGAAACCUCACACCAAGCCUAGCCAAGUCUUGGAGUCCCUCAGCCUUCUGGUGAACAAGCCGAACCUGGAGGAGCCCGUGAGAGCAGACCUGGCCGGCCUGCUGGCCCAGAGCCCGGAUCUGUUCUGGAAGCGGGCUGAGGAGUUCACACUGCAGUUCGGCGAGGACCGGCCCUCCUGAUCUUACUCACCCUGCGCCACCUGGGCCACAAGCCUCGUGGGCCAGGGCCAUGCCUCUGGAGAACCGUUGGGGCUCUUCCCUCCCUGCCAUGUGGAGUCUGCAUGCAGGUGGAGGACAGGGGCCCAGCCCACAUAUGUGGCAUGUGCGCUCAGCCUGGGGUACCCCGCCACUCGACGCCUCCCCUGCCCUGAUCUCCACUCGGUCCAGAGUUUAAGCCCAGGCCCAUGGGGGUGGGGUGUCCAGCUGGGAGCAGACCAAAAUCUCCAAAAGCUUCCAGCAUGUGUAGAUUUAAGCACUAGACCUCUUAUUUUUCACGGAUAAAUCUCAAGAUAAGGAAUGUAACCUGCA